Molecule: messenger RNA, 743 nt
Organism: Ostrinia nubilalis (European corn borer)
Lineage: Eukaryota; Metazoa; Arthropoda; Insecta; Lepidoptera; Crambidae
Product: histone H2B
Exons: 1
Coding region: 26-400 (124 amino acids)
Cellular component (GO): nucleosome
Molecular function (GO): protein heterodimerization activity; structural constituent of chromatin; DNA binding
Source: RefSeq, a predicted model, not a curated record
AUCGUCGUUAUCCCAUUAAACAAUCAUGCCGCCCAAGACAAGUGGCAAGGCCGCCAAGAAGUCAGGCAAGGCUCAGAAGAACAUCUCCAAAACUGACAAGAAGAAGAAGAAGCACAAGAGGAAGGAGAGCUACGCCAUCUACAUCUACAAAGUGCUGAAGCAGGUCCACCCCGACACCGGUAUCUCCAGCAAGGCCAUGUCGAUCAUGAACUCGUUCGUGAACGACAUCUUCGAACGCAUCGCCGCCGAAGCUUCCCGUCUGGCUCACUACAACAAGCGUUCCACGAUCACGUCGAGGGAGGUGCAGACAUCCGUCAGGCUGCUGCUGCCCGGUGAACUCGCCAAGCACGCCGUCAGUGAAGGCACAAAGGCCGUCACCAAAUACACCAGCUCCAAGUGAAUUGGCAGCGCUUCGUCGUCGUCGUCGUCGUUCGUGUUGUCGGUGUUUUACACCAAACACAACCACGACACAAAAACAAAAGGCCCUUUUCAGGGCCACAAAAUGCAUAUCAUAAAUUGAAAAGUUUCUUGUCGAUGGCGUGUCACGUAAAUAAAUGUUAAUGUACCUUACCUACCUACUUAGGUAACCUACUUGUAAAAAAUUUAACACAUUCGCCGCACAACACAACAGCUUAUUUAUUUAUUUAUUUAUUGUUCGCUUAUAGUAAGCAUUGUAAAUAAUUAAUAAUUAUUGUCGUACGUAUCAGAUUGUGCUUGUCAGUGAAGAGUGAGCGAACUAGAGA